Molecule: messenger RNA, 1487 nt
Organism: Olea europaea var. sylvestris
Lineage: Eukaryota; Viridiplantae; Streptophyta; Magnoliopsida; Lamiales; Oleaceae
Exons: 1
Coding region: 235-1191 (318 amino acids)
Biological process (GO): lipid metabolic process
Molecular function (GO): phosphoric diester hydrolase activity
Source: RefSeq, a predicted model, not a curated record
AUAAAAACGGAAACUUAUUCUUAAAAUAAUUUGUUAUAUUGAUUAUUUUCACCUUACGACGUUAAAUUCCACUAUUAAAUAGCAUUAACAGAUCAUUUUCUGUUCAAAACAAACCACCAAAGAUAAGGUGGGAGAUAUAAAACAUAGGAACCAGAAUUGAAGAAGAAGAAACAAGAAUUCUUGAUUAUUUCUUCUUCUUCUUCUCCUUCUUCUUCUUCUUUGUGUGUUCCGACAAUGGGUGCCCAGGUUUCAAAACAGGUUGGAAGAAGAAAAUCAAUUAGAACUGAGAAGAAAGUUUUGACCGAAAUGAAACAAAGCAAUGGAUCUGAGUUCCCAGGUUCAGACUACCAUCCUUCGGACAGGAAGAACUGGAUGUCGGGUCUGAAUCCCGAAAAAGUUCAAAUCAACCAGAUUGUCUGGCCCGGUACGCAUGAUUCUGCUACGAAUAAGAUUGGAUUCCCAUUUGUAACACGCCCUUUUGCGAAAUGCCAAUCUCUCUCAAUUUACCAACAGCUUGUAACAGGGGCCAGGGUACUCGAUAUCCGGGUUCAGGAGGAUCGUCGGGUCUGUCAUGGCAUACUCGUUACCUACAGCGUCGAUGUUGUGAUUGAGGAUGUUAAGAAGUUUCUAUCGGAGACACAGUCAGAGGUUAUAAUCCUCGAAAUCCGAACUGAAUUUGGACACGAUGAUCCUCCUUAUUUUGAUAAUUACUUGGAGGAUCGGCUAGGUGAGUAUCUUAUACCACAAGAUGAUCGAGUAUUUGGGAAGAAAAUUUCUGAAUUACUGCCUAAGAGAGUUAUCUGUGUGUGGAAACCGAGAAAAUCACCUCAGCCAAAGGAUGGUGGACUGCUCUGGAGUGCCAGGCAUUUGAAAGAUAACUGGAUCGAUACUGAUUUGCCAUCGACGAAGUUUGAGAGCAAUAUUAAGCAUUUGGGCGAGCAGCAACCGGUGACAGCUCGGAAAUUCUUUUACAGGGUCGAGAAUACUGUCACUCCACAGGCGGAUAACCCGAUACUGUGUGUUAAACCUGUUACAGAUCGGAUUCAUCCGUAUGCAAGGGUGUUUAUAUCACAGUGCUUCUCUCGGGGCAUUGCUGAUAGGUUGCAGAUAUUCUCAACGGAUUUCAUAGAUAAGGAUUUUGUCGAUGCUUGUGCUGGGCUUACAAAUGCAAGGGCCGAAGGAAAGGUUUGAAUCAAGCUCGAGUUAGAUCAUUUUCUACUAGUUUGUGGAAAUUGUAAAUCAUUGUUGUCAAUAAAUUCAUUGUUUUAACUAUUCAUUUCAUAUGACCUGUAUGGUACAGAAACUCGUUAAGACUCCUUAGCGAUAAGAACAUACUGCUCAAGUCAAGUCUCUACUAUGUACCAAGCAUGCACGGUGUGUGGAUAGUAUUUCCGCGUGUUAUCUUUGUUAUGUGUGUCACUGUGUGUAUAAUUUGUGCAUAGAGAUGUUACAAUCUGGAUGAAUAAAAACUGGACAUUCUGCCAGGA